Molecule: messenger RNA, 1230 nt
Organism: Pestalotiopsis fici W106-1
Lineage: Eukaryota; Fungi; Ascomycota; Sordariomycetes; Amphisphaeriales; Sporocadaceae
Exons: 2
Coding region: 1-1230 (409 amino acids)
Biological process (GO): transmembrane transport
Cellular component (GO): fungal-type vacuole membrane
Molecular function (GO): transmembrane transporter activity
Source: RefSeq, a predicted model, not a curated record
AUGGAGUCAAAGAUCAAGUCAGCUGAUAAACAAUCGACCGUGCCUGAUGGUGGCCUGCAAGCAUGGCUUCAGGUACUAGGCGCAUUUUUCCUGUUCUUCAAUACUUGGGGUAUCAUCAAUUCUUUUGGAGUAUUCCAAACCUAUUAUGAGCAGGAUCUUCUCGCAAGUUCCGACUCGUCCGACAUCUCGUGGAUCGGAUCUUUGCAAUCAUUUUUCAUCAUGUUCCUUGGCUUUAUCACUGGACCAGUCUAUGAUGCAGGAUAUUUCUACCAUCUCCUGCUUGUCGGGUCAUUUUUGGUGACCUUUGGCCACAUGAUGCUGAGUCUGUGUACCGUAUUUUGGCAGGUCCUGUUGGCACAGUCAUUCUGCAUUGGCCUCGGAGCCGGGUGCCUUUUUGUCCCCGGGGUGGCAAUUCUUUCGCAGUAUUUCAGCGCAAAGCUAUCAUUAGCUGUUGGCUUGGCAGCAUCCGGCGCGAGCGUUGGGGGUGUGGUUUACCCGGUAGCCUUCCGACAGCUUCAACAACAUCUUGGCUUCCCCUGGGCCGUUCGCAUAAUCGGGUUCGUUGCUCUUGGGGGUUUGUCUCUGUCCAACGUGUGUAUGCGGACUCGGACACUUCCUCUUGUGAAACGGAAGAUGGUUGAUUGGUCGGCAUUCACCGAGCUGCCGUAUCUCUUGUUCAGCGCCGGCCUAUUUGUUGCCUUCCUAGGGGCGUACACACCUUUUUAUUACAUCCAGCUCUUCGCUGAGGAUCGCAGUAUCACCAAUUCCGAUCUUGCGUUUUACUUGAUUGCGAUCCUCAACGCGGCAUCGACCGUGGGAAGGAUCGUGCCAAACUUCGUGGCCGACAAAUUAGGUCCUUUCAACAUGAUGGUACCUUGUGCGAUCAUUUGCGGCAUACUCAUCCUGACUCUACUCGCAGUCGAAGAGCAAGGGCCUCUCUUGGCAUGCACCGCCCUGUAUGGGGUCUUUUCUGGCUCUUUUGUUUCUUUGAGUCCUAGUAUUCUGGUCACACUGAGUCCGAAUUUGGGUGUCGUAGGGACAAGAAUGGGCAUGUGCUUCACUGUAAUGGGGUUGAGCCUACUCAUCGGCACACCCGUGGCCGGUGCAAUAUUGAGAUCAGGCUUCAACGACGUUUGGAUAUACGGGGGUGUCUUGACAACUACCGGUGGAGUAUUGAUAGGCCUUGCAAGGGCAGCAUAUACCAAAGGGCGUUGGUGGAGCAAAGUGUAA